Molecule: messenger RNA, 450 nt
Organism: Pseudogymnoascus destructans
Lineage: Eukaryota; Fungi; Ascomycota; Leotiomycetes; Thelebolales; Thelebolaceae
Exons: 2
Coding region: 1-450 (149 amino acids)
Source: RefSeq, a predicted model, not a curated record
AUGUCGUCUUCAAAACCAGAACUUCCAGCCACAGAACCAGCGUACGAUCCUAGUCGCCCUCUGGCGGACGUCAAAUGUCUCUACAACCACCUCAUCCCAAACGCCCCUGGAAAAUCCGUCGUGUCCUACCUAAUAUCACAACCUCCCAACGGAUCCACCCCACCACAUACCCAUGCCGGUGCAUUCGUCAGCGCCUAUAUCCUAACAGGCCAUAUGCUCAACGGGAUGAACAAGGAACCGAUGGAGCUUCUGGGACCCGGAGAUAGCUUUAGUGAACAUCCAGGAUGCCAUCAUAGGCUUAGCGAGAACGCGUCCGCAACAGAACCAGCAACUUUCAUUGCGACGCUGGUGGUUGAUACGAAAACGGUGGAGGAGUUAGGAGUGGAAGGCCUGACGGUGAUUGAUGACGGGUAUUUGGAGAUAAUUGCAAAGGCACAGAAGAAGGUUUGA